AUGGAUGUUGAUGUUGAAGUUCUAAGUGACUUGAUCCAAAGAAUGGAAGAUGGAGAGAGAGUAAAGCCUGAAACUGAUGAAGAGUCCUUGUGCUUUCAGCUUAUCAAAGACUUGGAUCAUGUCUCAGGAAGAGUUCAAGGCUCAACCACCACCAAAAAAUAUAUGUGCAAUGAAAUCUGGUCUCUCAUCUCAUUCAUUGGAGCUCCAUCUUGGUUCAUCACAUUCUCUCCAGCUGAUAACAUGCACCCUAUAUCAUUGUACUUUGCUGACACUAAGGAAAAGUUUAGUCCAUUGUUAAGAGAAUAUGAUGAAAGAUACAAAUUAAUUGCAAAUAAUCCUGUAGCUGGUGCUAGAUUUUUUCACUUCAUAACUGAGAUGUACAUCAAGCAUGUUCUUGGUGUGGGUGAAAAACAUAGAGGACUGUAUGGAGAUACAGAGGCAUUUUAUGCAACAGUGGAACAAUAG
Messenger RNA from Laccaria bicolor S238N-H82, 465 nucleotides. RefSeq lists its product as uncharacterized. The record is from RefSeq and is a predicted model, not a curated record. Lineage: Eukaryota; Fungi; Basidiomycota; Agaricomycetes; Agaricales; Hydnangiaceae. The transcript has a single exon. The coding region runs from base 1 to 465 and encodes 154 amino acids.